Arabidopsis lyrata subsp. lyrata is the source of this 835-nucleotide messenger RNA. Its product is annotated as pectinesterase inhibitor 1. The transcript has a single exon. The record is from RefSeq and is a predicted model, not a curated record. Gene Ontology annotation, molecular function: pectinesterase inhibitor activity. The coding region runs from base 220 to 777 and encodes 185 amino acids. Gene Ontology annotation, biological process: negative regulation of catalytic activity. NCBI's taxonomy places the organism in Eukaryota, Viridiplantae, Streptophyta, Magnoliopsida, Brassicales, Brassicaceae.
UCAUAUUGUUGUUAAAUCAAAUCAAAUCAAAAUCAAAUUACUUUCUUACUUAAAAGAAAUGGUCAAACUAUCCAAAAAAAAAACAUUCAACAGUUUGACAUAUUGCUAAUAAAUUAAAUCAUUUUACUAUGGUACAUAAUCUGUUAGCAUUUAAUUUUGAAGAUAUUUUUCAGCCUAUAUAAAUCUCACAUAAAUUCCAAAACACAUAGAACAAGAAAAAUGGUUGCAUACGUCGCUAAAAACUUUUCAUCGGCUUGUUUAGUGGUUUUACUCUUUUUUGUUGUCUCAUCGUAUGCAAGGUUUAGUACGAUGGUUACAAAAGAUGAGAUCCACUUCAUAUGCACCCAACAAGAUAUCAAUUCUUCAUUAUGUUUUGAGAUUCUAAAACCAAACCCUGAAAUUACUAGAUUAGAUUUUUCUGGUCUCUUCAAAUUUUUGCUCAAUUAUCAGGCUCGAAAUAUUUCGGAUACGCUGAAGCAAUUUAAAUUAUCAGGAGGCUACACGCGGGAUAUUGAGUCUAAAUAUUCUGUAUGCAUAGAAGUAUAUGAAGAUGCUCUAGCCAAUCGUGAUAAAGCCCUCAAAUAUUUGGCUGCCAAAGACUAUGCCAGCGUAAACUCUAUGGUCAGUGCAACAAUGACAAAUAUGUCUACGUGUACCGAUGAUUUGUCAACAAUGAAACCAAUACCAAAAUUAUUUAUAACGAAAAGUAAUGUUAUUGCAGAUCUGUCUAACAUUAUAUUUGUGAUUCUCGAACAUUGCAUAAGAAAAAAAAAUUAAGAUUAUGUAAUUCUCGUAAUCUAUAAUAAUAAUAAUAUUAUUAUGGUCGUUGUCAUUA